Messenger RNA from Saxophila tyrrhenica, 660 nucleotides. RefSeq lists its product as uncharacterized. The transcript has a single exon. The record is from RefSeq and is a predicted model, not a curated record. Gene Ontology annotation, molecular function: serine-type endopeptidase activity. The coding region runs from base 1 to 660 and encodes 219 amino acids. Lineage: Eukaryota; Fungi; Ascomycota; Dothideomycetes; Mycosphaerellales; Extremaceae. Gene Ontology annotation, cellular component: membrane; mitochondrial inner membrane peptidase complex.
AUGUUCCGUGCCGGGCGAGGACUACGAACCCUAAGAUGUAACCAGCUAUUCCGACCAACGCUCCUCCAGCGCACCCGGCUCACCUCAUCAACACCGCCCCCGCCAAAAGCCUCCAAUGCAUACCCCCGACCCACCCGCUCCCAAAUCCUCCUCGACCGCUACGCCCGCCGAUCCACCACCGUGGUCUACAUACUCCUCGGCAUCCUCCUCACCGGCCACAUCCUCGCGACCUACGUCGUCGAAGUCGGCUGGUGCUACGGCAUCUCCAUGCUGCCCUCCUUCGCCAGCUACGGCGACGUCGUCUUCAUCUCCAAAUACCACCGGCGCGGGCGGGACAUUCACGUCGGCGACAUCGUCUCCUACGCCCAUCCUAUCGAGGAAGGCGAGCGCGCGAUCAAGAGGGUUCUGGGGAUGCCGGGGGAUUUUGUGUUGCGGGAUACGCCGGGGAAGGGGAAGGGGGUCAUGCUGCAGGUGCCCAAGGGGCAUUGCUGGCUGGGUGGGGAGAAUUUGACUUGGUCGCGGGACUCGAGGUUGUUUGGGCCGGUGCCGUUGGCGUUGAUUAAGGGGAGGGUGACGCAUCGGGUGCCGUUUGGGAGUUGGCCGGUGAGGUUGGAGAGGGGGUUGACGAGAGCGGAUGUCGAGGAGGAUGGGGUGGACUGA